Mucor velutinosus is the source of this 2682-nucleotide messenger RNA. Its product is annotated as class II myosin. Gene Ontology annotation, cellular component: RSC-type complex. The transcript has 5 exons. Lineage: Eukaryota; Fungi; Mucoromycota; Mucoromycetes; Mucorales; Mucoraceae. Gene Ontology annotation, molecular function: DNA binding; zinc ion binding. Bases 1 to 2682 code for a protein of 893 amino acids. The record is from RefSeq and is a predicted model, not a curated record.
AUGGCGAGAUUGCGCGAUACAAUUGACCGUACGCCUGAAUAUGUCAACUUUAUACAGGAAUUGAAGCAAUUCCACGCUGCAAAAGGUACAACACUCCAAGCAGAGCCCGUAUUGGGUGGUAGACGACUCGAUUUGUACAAGAUUUUCCAAGUGGUAGUGAGCUCAGGCGGAUUCGAUGAAGUAACAAAGAAUAGAGGCUGGAAACAAGUGGGCGAUAUCUUUCAGUUCCCAUCUACUUGCACAAACAGUGCUUAUAUCUUGAAAGGUGUUUAUAUUCGAAAUUUGUUGGGUUGGGAGGAAGAGAAGUUAUGGAGCAAGGAUUGGGUUCCUCCAAAGGAGCUGUUGGGGCCUCAUGCUCACAAGUCAUCCACCUUGGCAGGAAAGGCGUAUAAAACAGGGAUCAAGAAAUCAACAUCUUUGAAAUCUGCCAAUGGAAAUUCAACCUCACCCAAGACAUCCAAGUCCACCUCCACCUCGAGCAACAACACGCAUACCGCCGCUGCUUCUGCUGCUUCUGCUGCCUCUGCUGCUGCCGCUGCCGCUGCUGCUGCUGCACUGUUGACCCCUCUGACAGCAUCAUUACAACAACAAUUGGGAAAUCCGCUUUUAUACGACUUUGCAAACAACAUCAAUUUGGACCCUACUCUAAUUCCCAUAAGCCAGAGUCCAGCAAAGACAGCAGCCAUACCACCAAUGCAAUUGUUAACUGAAUCAAAACUUGAAGCCUCAGAAAAACAAGACACCACCUUUAAUGAGAAGGAUCGCAUUUUAUUUGCGCUGCAGUUUGGACAAAGAUCAGAUGUGGAAUGGGCUUUGGACGGAAUAGUGACCAUGUCAUUUGAGUGUCCUGAAAGACUCGAACUGAACGAAUCGCCCUUUUUGCUGCAAAUGCUAGUGGGUCUCGCUCAACCCUGUUUGGCGAGUCAUGCUGCCGACAACGCUUUGCCCACUUCAGCCAGCGACACAUUGAGUAUCAUGUUACAAGACGAUAUGGAAUCUUCGCCCAUGAGCACCACAGCUGAUUGUGCUGAUUUCUCCAUCAACGAAUCGCACUGCAAUGGUGCUGUGAAGACUGGCAGCAACGGCAACAGCAACAACAACAAUGGCGACACAUCUGCUUACACGGAUUUAGGCACUUUGAACAUCAUCUUAAAGGUACUUCACAUCCUGCGCAAUUUUAGUUUUCUGUCGGCCUACAUUCCUACCCUGUCGGAGCACGCAUUGGUCAAAGAAAUCUUAGUACAGGCUUUACAAACAUCGAUGAGUACAGGCCAUGUCGAGUUGGGACGUCAUUCAAUGGAUGUAUUAGAGAACAUUGCAGUGCACUUGAGGUUGGAAUCAGCACAGGAUCCUUGUUUGAACUGCAUCUAUCAAGUUGUGGCAUCGCAUGAUCGCUACCUGGUGAUUGGAUCCAUUCGCACAUUGACUUGGCUUACUAUCAACAAAGAGAAUCAAGCUAGUGUGGAAUCAAGCCCUGUCAUGGAGCGCGUCUCGCAAAUGCUUUUAUCAGACGACGAGGAAUUGGUGGGCACUGCGUUAGAGUACAUUUAUCAGCACACUCGCGUCUCUACUCAGUGUCGCAGUCAAUUCUUGACAUCUCCCUACUCGAACGCAUACAUUGGCCUACUGAUUUCGCUCCUGAUGACUAAAUCAAAGUACUUUUGCACUCGGUUCAUUCAAGAGGAUACAGCUUUGCCCACACCCUUGCCUGCCACAACAACCAGUACGCCCAGUCAGCAACCUCAGAAUCAAAGUGUGGUGCCUCGUGUGCCUGAUCUUACUGUGUAUCAAAAAUUAGAUGAGCCUUUCAGAUGUUUGGGAUGGCUAAAGGACAAGUUUGAAGUGGCUGAUAGAACUAGUGUACUAUCGCUCGACGAUGUAUACCUUCUUUACGAAGCUAGAUUUGGGCUGGAAAAGGCAUUGAAAAUGAGAGACUUUUACACUGUCAUGAAGAUAGCGUUUCCAAAGGCUUCCACAUCCGAGACAAGUCCACUUUUGGGUAGAUCUGGCAAAUCAGCACCUGUUGUGGAAGGAUUGAACAUUGUAGGCAUUCAGAUCAAGAUGAGUAUCCUGCAAGACCGUCAACAAGUGCCUUGUAAAUGGGAUCAAUGCUCUCUCAUGUUUGACGAUACAUUCACCUUGCAACGCCAUGUCCUUCACGACCAUAUGACACCUACCGCCAACGCCAGUUAUGUGUGCAGCUGGUCUCAUUGUAAUACCGAGCAAAACUUGUUUGAAAACAAGGACGCGUUGAUAUCUCAUUUACGCACGCAUUUCUACAACCAAAUUGGAGAGAGUUGUUGUAACAGCCCAGUACAAAGCCCGGCACCGUCUCUUUCCUCCUCUCCCUCCACACCCACCUCCAACGUCUCAUCCGCUUGCAGUAUGAGCACUACGUCCCCUACCAUCAAGACCAUGAGCAUUGUGGUUGAUGACUCUGAGAUUCAAGGUAUUGCCCUAGUCGCUUCUCAUUUACUCAAUUGGCUUUCAAAAGAUCCCCAAAGUACAUUUUACUUUAUUCCCUAUGAAAAGGAAUUGACAUCAGUUGCAGAACAACGACCCAAAAUAGCGUCUCACAUUUGGUCCAUUUGCUCAAACUUCAAGUCUUCUUUAGCCAAGUCUACAGCUAUUGAAAUUGAGCCUAAUGCUGGUGUCAACUAUGCUUGUUCAAGUUGUUUGUGA